AUGGCCAAGCCGGGCACGAAUACCAACUUGCACCGCAACGCUGCAAAGAACCAGAAAGUUUACCUACCUACACCCCCAAGUCACAUUUCUAGUGUUCACCAUUCUAAAGCUGGCAGAAAAGAAAUGUCCCACCCUAACGGCCCAAGCUUUAGCGAUUCUGCUGCUGUUUACAAGGAUGACUUUCGGCCAACAUCACCGGGUUUUAGUCCUGGUGUUGGGCAUCCAAAAACAGUGGGGACUAAUUCCAACAGUGAACAAGCUGUCACUGGUUUCCAACCCACAACACCAGGUCACAGUCCUGGGGUUGGCCAUAGUGUUGCAGAUGAAGAUGAAAGUGAAGAUGUUGAUCCAAAGGCAACCGGUACUGGCUCCAGUAUCGAACGUUCUAGUACAGCAUUCAAACCCACAACACCAGGUCAUAGUCCUGGGGCUGGCCAUCCUUUUUUAGAGAAUGACGGUGAAGAUGUUGAUCCAAAGGGACUUGCUCCUGGCUCCAGUACUGAACGUUCUAGUACAGCAUUCAAACCCACAACACCAGGUCAUAGUCCUGGGGCUGGCCAUCCUAAUGACGGUGAAGAUGUUGAUCCAAAGGGACUCGCUCCUGGCUCCAGUAUUGAACGUUCUAGUACAGCAUUCAAACCAACAACACCAGGUCACAGUCCUGGAGCUGGCCAUCUGUUUUUAGAGAAUGACAGUGAAGAUGUUGAUCCGGAGGAGCCUGGUGUUGGCUCAAGCAUCGAACGUUCUAGUGGAGCAUUCAAACCCACAACUCCAGGUCACAGUCCUGGGGCUGGCCAUCUUUUUUCAGAGAAUGCCAGUGAAGAUGUUGAUCCAAAGGCACCUGCUCGUGGCUUCAGUAUCGAACGUUCUGGUACAGCAUUCAAACCCACACCACCAGGUCACAGUCCUGGAGCUGGCCAUCCGGUUUUGGAGAAAGACAAUGAAGACGUUGAUCCAAAGCCGCCUGGUACUAGCUCCAGCGUUGAACGUUCUAUCGCAGCUUUUAAACCCACAACACCAGGUCACAGCCCUGGUAUUGGCCAUGUGGCAUCAGUUGAUCAGAGAAAAAAUACUCAUCCAAAGGCAUCCAGCAUUGAACAUUCUGUCACAGGAGUCCCAGAUAAUUUCCGACCCACAGUACCUAGUCACAGCCCUGGGGUUGGUCAUGUUUUCCAAACACAAACGAAGAACUGA
This is a messenger RNA of Dovyalis caffra, 1194 nucleotides long. The record is from the annotation of a GenBank genome assembly. NCBI's taxonomy places the organism in Eukaryota, Viridiplantae, Streptophyta, Magnoliopsida, Malpighiales, Salicaceae.